Molecule: messenger RNA, 4081 nt
Organism: Labrus mixtus (cuckoo wrasse)
Lineage: Eukaryota; Metazoa; Chordata; Actinopteri; Labriformes; Labridae
Gene: ddhd1a
Product: DDHD domain containing 1a
Exons: 15
Coding region: 48-2744 (898 amino acids)
Cellular component (GO): cytoplasm
Molecular function (GO): metal ion binding; glycerophospholipase activity
Source: RefSeq, a predicted model, not a curated record
GCGGUGCUGUCUCUAAGCAAAGAUUUUUGUUUGGACCUGGGCAACGAAUGACUCGGAAAUACCACAGAGACCGGAACACUCAAACCAAAACCUCAUCGUUGAAAUCUUCACUGGGCAUUGACGGUGCAGUUUCACCCGUCAGCGUCGACAUCACCAACAACAACAAGGAGUGGGAUUAUGGUAGUGAUGUGUUUGCGUGCUGUCAUGAGAUGAGUCCGAUGGACGACGCGAUGCAGGCGGGGAUGUCCUCCGUGCAGUCGGGACUGGACGGACACCUGCCUCUCCUGCACGCCAGACACCACGGCACCCAGGACGGGCUGAUGUUGGACCUGAGCUCGCCGACAGCCUACCUCGACAGCAGCUCGCUGGAGUACAGCGACAGCGACGGGAACAACGCGGGUCCGUUGUUCGAGAGGAGGAAGAGGUCGCGGUCCAACAGCUCCAGGCACCGCUUCAACGAGGUGGUGACGGAGCUGGGUCCGGAAGAGGUGCGCUGGUUUUACAAGGAGGACAAGAAAACGUGGAAAGCCUUUGUGGGACACGACUCGCUGAAAAUCGAGCGUAUGUUUCGGAAAUACUGUGAGCUGAACCCUGGUGCAGCAGGCUCCCAGGACAGCGUUGGAGGAGAAGAGUGCGGUAAUAACGGAGUGGAGAGCAGGGGGCUGAACGGGGCAGUGCCCGUGGAAACCAGGACCAGCAGUGUGCACGGAGGUCGGGGGUCCCUGGACACAUCCACCGUGUCCUCAGAGGAGAGGGACCCUGACUGCAUUGAUAUCAACGUUGAGCCUGUUUGUGUCCGGGGAGGGCUGUAUGAGGUGGACAUAAAAGAAAAGGAAUGCAACCCUGUGUACUGGAAACAACAAGACCACAUUCCAGUCAUGAGAGGUCAGUGGUUCAUUGACGGUACCUGGCUCCCGUUGGAGGAAGAGGAAAGUGACCUCAUCGAGCAGGAGCACCUGAACCAUUUCCGUGGGCAACAAGUGCAGGACACCUUCGAGACGGAUUUGGUGGUGAAGACUGUCGAUAGCAAAGAUGUUCUCUCCCACCUGCCCCCUUUCUACCUCCCUUUUCUGUUCAAAUGGAGUGGAUAUCAGACGAGUGCUAAAACUACAUGUCACAAGCGCAAACGCUGCCAAGCCAUCCACAGCCUGAAACUGAGUCGGACCCACGUGGAUUGGCACAGCGUGGAUGAGGUGUACCUCUACAGCGACGCCACCACAUCCAAAAUAGCACGCACAGUCACACAGAAACUGGGCUUUUCAAAAGCCUCCAGCAGUGGAACGCGGCUCCAUCGAGGUUUUGUUGAGGAGGCCUCGCCUGAGGACAGACCCCCUCAGACUACGCACAUUGUCUUUGUGGUUCAUGGGAUAGGACAGAAGAUGGACCAGGGUCGCAUAAUUAAAAACACUGGAAUGCUGAGGGAGGGUGUGAGGAAGAUGGAGGAGAAGCACUUUUCAGAGCACAACGAAGAGCACGUGGAGUUCCUGCCCGUCGAGUGGCGCUCCAAACUUGCACUGGACGGAGAUACGGUAGACUCAAUAACACCGGACAAAGUGAGAGGACUGAGGGAUCUUCUUAACAGCAGUGCCAUGGACAUCAUGUACUACAACAGUCCACUUUACCGGGAUGAGAUUACCAAGGGCCUAACACAGGAGCUUAACAGACUGUACUCACUUUUCUGCUCCCGGAACCCUGAGUUUGAGGAGCAAGGGGGUAAAGUGUCCAUCGUGUCCCACUCCCUCGGCUGCGUCAUCACCUAUGACAUCAUGACGGGAUGGGAUCCUGUGCGCUUCUGUCUGCAGGAGCAUCACGCUGUGGAGGAGGAGCUCGACCUGCGCUGGAUGUCCUACGAGGAGCGGCAUCUUCUAGAGCAGCUACGGCACACAAGGAAUAGGUUAAGAGAACUGGAAACACAACUACAAACACUUGAGGCCUCUAAACCGUCAGCACCACCAGCCCUCAGAUUUAAGGUGGAAAACUUUUUCUGCAUGGGUUCUCCUCUGGCGGUGUUCUUGGCCCUGAGGGGGAUCCGACCCGGCUCCAGCUGCCACCAGGACCACAUCCUGCCCACCUCCAUCUGCAGCAGGCUCUUCAAUGUCUUCCAUCCUACAGAUCCUGUGGCCUACAGACUGGAGCCCCUCAUCCUUAAACACUACAGCAAUAUUGCUCCUGUUCAGAUACACUGGUUUAGUGCCACUAACCCGACAUCCUAUGAAGAGGUCCGGCCGACCUUCUUGAACCCAGUCAAAGACCCCACAUCUGACACUGAGAGCAUCCCCAGCCCGAGCACUUCUCCAGUCCUGGCACGCAGGCACUAUGGAGAGUCCAUCACAAACCUGGGCAAGGCCAGCAUACUGGGAGCGGCAAGCAUAGGGAAAGGCAUCGGAGGCAUCCUCUUCUCCCGUUUCUCCCGAUCCAACAGCCAGCCCUCCGUGUCUUUAGGCCUUGAAGGAAUUGCAAACCCUGAGGAAGAGGAGCAGAAGCGAACAGAAAGCCAGUCGGCGUAUGGCCUCUCCACUCUGACACGGCCAACCUCACCCACAGCUGACACAUCAUUGGAGCUGGAGCGACGGAUCGACUUUGAGCUGCGAGAAGGUCUGGUGGAGAGUCGCUAUUGGUCAGCAGUGACGUCACACACGGGCUACUGGUGCUCACACGACAUCGCACUCUUCUUGUUGACCUUCAUAUACAAGCAGAAGAUGAAUCCCUCUGACCCAGAAGAGGAUGCUCCAGAUCCCGACUGAGGCAGCACAUUCAUGACAACACGUAAACACUUGAAAGGUGUCUUAUGACUCCUAGAGGGGCGGGGUCACGAAAGACACAAAAAUAAACCUCUUUAAUUAACUUGCACACAAACUGCUAAAGUCAAGUCAUCAUCUAUAUUUUUUUCCUACAUCUCCCUGUAAUUCAGCUCCUUGAAAACUUGGGAAUCAUUACUAACCGACCUCAUUCCAAGACGUGCAUUCUUCUGUUGUUUUUUUUUGUGUGUGUGUGUUUGUCGUUAGGACACAAUUGUGCACCCUAAGGGUGACAGUGUUGGACCAAGAACCCCUAAGGAGGUGCACCCUUUUGCCAGUAUGACCACAGGAUACAUAUGUUCCUGGAGUAGGAGAUUUAUAAGUUUGAUGCACCUAGGUUCUAAUUUCAUUCCCGAGUUUUGACCUUAAACAGCUGUAGCCUGUUGAUAAAGUUCCCAUACAGUUCUUGUCGUUACAAUCUAGCCUCCCCCUCCUGUAGAUCCAGUCUGGAGCCUGCUGAUACUCCCAUGACCCUCUGUAACCACGGCUUCCUGUCCUGUGUCUGUGCUUUUAAACUCUUUUUUUAAUUUAUAUAUAUAUAUAUGAGGGAGAGAGAUAUAUAUUUGUCAGAAAAAUACUUUUAUCUUUACAUCAAACGUUUCGUUAAUCCAUCUCAAAAAGUUGCUAACAAACAAACUGCAAUGCCUUCAAAAAAUUUAAGCCAAACUCGUACAGAUUCUUUCUGUUUAGCUUUCCAAACAAUUUUAGGGCAUUAUCCCUUUAAUAGUUGAAGUAUGAAGAAGAAAAAAUCACCUCUUUUAUUUGUUAUAUAUUGUAUAAAUUCACCUCCUUUAUAUUAUAGUUUGACACUCAACAUAGAUCCACACCCUUUAAAUCAUGAGCAAAGCUCCACUUUUAUAUCCUACAUAAUCAACUUAAAGAUCAUUUUCUCUUGAGUUUAGAAUUCUCCAUCUUAACUGCACCAGAGACAAAAUGUCUUCUACUAACAAAACAAUUAAGCUGAACAUCCCACUGGAUCAUUAGUGAGACCCUCCCGGGGUUUAAGAACACGUCAGAUGUGACGUUUAUAUUAACUUUCUUAAGCGCGGUUUGGCUUUAAAGUCUCUUAACGUUGUCAUCAGUUGAGAGGUUUCAUAAAAGUAAUCCAUUCAAUCAGACUCAUUUCCAUGCUUCUACACUGAGGAUGACUGACGGGGAGAAUUUAUUUCUGAGCUAUAUCUUUAUUUUAAUAUGUAGAUGAAAUCAGUCAAGAAGAUGUAUUUUGUCUUAAAAAAAAAUAACAAAAGAAAUAUUUUUCCUAGAAAAAAUCUUUUAGGCUCUUG